GAGACGCUCUUCUUCGCACACAGCUCUACACACGGCACUGUUCUACUUGCACAGAGCCUUCUUUUUUUGGAGAUAAAAAAAACCCUACCUGAACCGGGACGGAGACGGUACCCGACCGGAUGUGCCGUUCUCGAUCGUGCCGUGAUCGGGCCCAAGCGUGUGAAUCGUGCUUUGUCAAUCCGACGAUGUUCGACGAUGUGAAGAAAAAGAAGUGUGUAUGCUCAGUGAAUAGAAAAUAGUGCGAAAAGUAGUAGUAGCCGUGAAUUGAAAGGAUCAUCACGCGGCCGAUCGCCGUGUGGAAAGAAAGGGAAAGAAACGCGUCAGUGUGUUGUGGGGUGUAAUUACGGGUGCGCGCGUGGUGCAGUUUGAAGGGGUGGAGGUGUCGUUAUUUUGGGUAAAUUAUCGGUGAAAGAGAAACGGAGUGAAUUUUUCGUGGAACCAACCCUCUCGAUGGCUCAAGAAGAAGCUCCUUUGAUUGCGAGUGUGUGAGAUAGUGUGGAAAUAGUGGUGUGAUUAGCGCAAUUUGCGUGUAAAUGUACGUAAGGGCUCCCCCGUAAGCAAAGGCUACUUACUACUACGCGUGAAACGGAAAACGUGCGUGCUUGUGUUCGGAUUUUGGAAGUUAAAACUUCGCAAUUGAAACCCACCAAGGGUUAAUAGGAUCAUAAAAGAGGGUUAACAAAGGGCUAACGAUGCCGGAAUGCCGGUUGAUUGGAAGUGAAUACUAAGAAACCCUAAGGGAAAAUUGUGGCCCGGCACAAACACGGUACAAUAUGGCGUACGUUGUUUGGCGCGUGCUUUUGAAGCAGUAUUCGAAGGUUCGGCUCGGCGUUCAGAGGAACCCAUCGGUAGAAGAUGAACUUUCCCCAACAACUCGGCGCACCAAAUCGUUCGACGACCAGACGUGGAAAGUGCACGACGAAACGGUGAAUCUAUCGGCUAACAUCUCCGCCAUCUCUACAACCGCGCUGGCGAUCCGUUCGCCCCAAGUAGACUACGACCUGGAGUCUUACGGUAGUUCCCGGGAACCCCGGUCAAGAUCCUCCGCACUGGACGAAGUGUUGGUAGUGGCAGGCAGUGAAGAUCCUGCCGGUGAUGGCCCCAGCUCCAGUCUGAACCGUGGCGAGGUGCGCAAAAGCCGUUCCAAGAUGAAGAACUACCUGAAACGCUGUAAGGACGUGCUGAUUAGUGGUGUGGUUGGACAUGCUGGAGCUGGUAGUGCCGGAAAUGCAUCGAACACAACCGCCACGGAGGAUCAGACACAGGACGUGGUGGUGUAUCGUGCACAGGGCGACGACUCACAGCCCAACAGUACGUCCUGUUGGUACUUGGACGAUAAUCUAAUGGAGCUUCGGCCGGAAGACAAUCGCGAGCCGUACUCCUCGCUCGCUUCAGCCCGCCUGAAGUCGGAGUCGGAGGAGGUACGAAAGGCUCGGGAGCGAACAACUUCAGAAGCUGCCGAAGUUCCGACUGCAACGGCGCUCACCGCCGUCACAACUACCUCAAGCAGUAGUGUAGCCAAAAUUGGAGAAGGAAUCACACGGGAGAUGCACCGUCAGCCUCAACCGUCCAUCGAAUGCUCUGCCAGUGUGCUUGAAGCUUUAGCGGCGGCUGCAACCGAGAGCGUAGAGAUGCAGAUGCAGUCGGAUGCGCUACCGGACUGUGGGCUGACGGUGGGGCCGUUUGCGCCGACCGCAGCCGACCGUUUAUCAUCGGCGCACGGCGGUAGCGGCAGCAUCGAGAGCCUGAUCGACCAUUACCUCGGGCCACUGUAUCCGGACUACGCGGACCACACGCGCCCGAUGCUGAUCCGGCAGGCGCGCGAUCUGCUCGUGUGCACAUUUCACGGCGAUCUGGAGCGGUUCGAGGGCGACUUCCUGCGUCCGGCCACCGAUAUCGUUCGCGAGCUGCGAUGCGCUUAUCAACGCGGCAAGGUAUGUCAGCUUACAGUUGAAGAAUUCGUCCCGCUGAACUCAGUAGACCUAAGCUGGUGUGACGGUUGGCCACUGGCUGUCGCGGGAGCCCUGGUGCUCCAUCUGGGGGCUCUUGAUGAAUCGCUGGUCCGGUCGCAGGAUACGUACCUUUGCAUUCGACCCGAGCCGGACACGAGCAAACCCGAGCUCUAUGCAGUUUGGCGUGGCACAAGCCCACCCUCAGCAGCAGCAGCAGCAGCAGCAGCAGGAGCAGCCCCAGCCUCGUCUACCGUUGCGUGUAGCAGCGCAACCACCCAACCACCACACCCAUCGAUCGUGUACCGUCGGUUGGAUCCGAUCCGCGAUCCGGUCACCCCUCUAGCUGUGGAGAUGCUGACGGAAGAUCUGCCCGCCCUACUGCAAAACCUCCUGGUCGGCAUCGAGCGGGCGAUCAGCCGCGUCCCGCUGGAGGACCUUUCCUUUCCCACGCCGGACGGAGGGCUUACGGUGCCCGCUAGCGUCACCACCACCGCCACCACUGCCCCGUCCGAUCCCGAUGGCGACGAGAACGGGGAGCUGCUGAAUGAAGCGGGCCGCAGCCCGGCAGCCAACAACAGCACGCCCGGCACACCCAAGCUCGGCCUGCUGAAGCGUCGCGAACUGAUCACCAAAAACAACAAGCUGCUAAUCAACAGCAAGUACACGCAGCUGAAGCGACAGCCGCUGGCGGCGACCGUCGUUUCCGGUGCGAACCUGUCAACGGCCGGCAGCCACCAGCACCGGCCGGGGGCGAUCGGCGGCAAUCAAAACGGCCACGGCGGCACCGGUGGAAAAAGUGAAAAUGCGCCACAAAUCGGCAGCAAUCAGUGUAAUGACGGCCUAAGCGUAACCAUCUGCGACACCGGCGGCGUUGAGGGUGGUGGUGGAGGGCUGGCAGGAGAUAAUCAGCAAUCAACAGCUGUGGACGCUGGUGCCUCAGCAGCAGCAGCAGCAGUAACACCAUCGGCAGGGAUGCCACUAUUCUGUCUGGGAGGUUCCUUUCCACACAUCGACAGCGACGAGGAGAGCAGCGACGAGCAGAAGAAGUGUGACCCAGCACCUCAUCUGCCACCACCGCACGAGAUCGUUGCGCCGCGUUCGAUCCGCGAGCUACCAGAGAAACUUUUGACGUCAGGAAUUUCAAUACCAGGAACGCACGAUCGCUCCGGUACGCCAAUCAUCUACAUCGAGGUGGAGAAAAUGCUCGCAUCGGGCCUGAACUGUUACGAAAUUGCCACCGUGCUACUGUACUACAACACUCUGCCGAUCCAAAGACCCACCCAUUACGCGCUUCACCUGCUGGUGAACGAAAGUGGGCAGCUUCACUUUCUCGACACGAUCGAGAGCACGCUGCAACUGCUCGACGGCCAUCUGAAGCUGUCCGCCGUCUUUGUCUCGGGCGGGUAUGACGCCGGUGGUGUCGAUCAGCAGCAGCAGCAUCAUCCACCGAAGGAGUACCUUCGGCCGGGCAGCGUACGCGUCCGCUAUCUGAACAACGAAACGGUGAAGAACUUUAUCAGCACGGACAAUCUGCCGAUCCAGUGCUGCGGGUUUUACGUGCACGAUCAGCGCGAGUGGGUCGACUUCUUCCAGCUGCUCGAGCAGCUCCAGCAGCAGUGCGUUGAGACGGGGCGCCGCCUAGUGGCCGUGCUGGGUGACUUGCGCGGUGUCGAGUCGCAGACGAACCAGAAUCAGAACCAGCAGCAGCAGCAGCAGCAAUCGCACCACCAUAACCACCUCCAGAACGGUACAGCAACCACCCGCCGUCAGCUGCACUCGCAGCACCGGGCGCUCAGCCGGGCGCUGAUGGACUCGGAGCUGCAGAGCCUGCGCCGCAAGGGCCCGAACACGAUCCAGCGGCUGCAGGACAAGCUGACGGUGAUCAACAAUAGACAAACGCUUAAGCAAACCAAAAAUUUAGUUAGAGCCCUUAGUGUAGAUAGUAGCGCGCGCGGUAGCGUUAACGGAGGAGGCACCAACGGCACCGAAAGCACCACCAACGGCGUCGGUGGCGUCGAGCAGGACAUUAUUAAUGGCCGGCUAGCGGAGGUGAUUGCCAUCUACGGGGAGGUGGAUCGGGCGGCCCGCAAACUCGAGCAGCUGACCGAACAGCGCCGGGAGCGGCUGCGCGAGAUGACCCGCCAGCGCGCCCUGGACGACGAAAUCAAUGAGGUCAUUUGCUGGAUGCGCAACGAAGGUGAACAGUCGCUGCGUACGUUCAGCGAUCCGGCCGCGCUGGAGUGUCCCGAUGCGGCCAAGGAGAGCGAGACGCAGUUCGAGCAGUUCUACUACACCGCCCGCAAGCACGUCAGCAAGGGCCGCGACCUGUGCGACGCGUCCGGCGAGCUGGAGAUAAUGCGCGACAACCUGAAGCUGCUGAAGGACUGCGUGGACGAGUUCCAGGAGCGGUUGGAGCGGGUGCGCGAACGGAUCGAAGGUGCGGCCCGGCUGCACAGCCUGCUCGGCAUGCAGCAGCUCAAGCUGGACGAUGACAUCCGGACGGAGAUGCUGAAGCUGGCGGAGAAGAUCGACGCACCGGGUCGGUUGAUCGAGCGCUGCCGGCGUCUGUCGAUGCCACACGGCGGUGGUGAUCAGCACGAUAGUUCAUCCGGAAAGGAGGAGGACAGUUCCGUGAGCAGUGGACAGCACUUCCUCAACCAUCAGAAUCAUCCUAACAAUAGUAGCAACCACAACAACAGUACCAGUGAUAAUAUAAGUUUAGAUAUAAGCAUGUCGGAUGAUACGAUCACCGCCACCAGCACGCCGGAGAAGGGCAAGCUCGGGCAGUGCUUACCGCCACCGCCACCAUUACCAGCUCUGGCGACGCCUCUGCCAACGCUUACCGAGCAGGGUGACGAUCAAGGACAGGAUGCGAGCCAGGGUGUGACGAUGAGACAUCCGAAGGGACAUCAUCAUCACCAUCACCACCAUCACCACCAUCAUCACCAUCAGCGGCACGACGAGGAGGAUGAGGAGCUGUCGAAGAUGGCGGACUCGGGGCUGGGCGGUUGCGAUCGGUGCGAGGGUAACGCGAAGCUCGAACGGACCUGCUCCUGCCAGAGCUUCGACGAUCCGAAGAACGUUUGCAACAACAGUGACGAUCUGGAUGAGGAUUGCUUUGAGGGCAUCUCAAAGCCACCGCUGGAUCUGCAGAUACCGCUGCAGGCGAAUGCGCAUCUCUACUGCCAUGCGUCCAACCUGCAGCUAGACUACGAGGAGAACAAUCCUUUCGACCAGAAGACGCAAAAAACGCUUCUAUUGAUCAUGCGCGAAAUGAUUGGCACAGAACGCGACUACGUCCGCUCGCUGCAGUACGUGAUCGAGAACUACACGCAGGAGCUGUUGCGCGAGGACAUUCCGCAGGCGCUGCGCGGCCAGCGGAACGUCAUCUUCGGCAACAUCGAGCGGAUCUGCGAGUUUCAUCGGCAGCACUUUCUAAGCGAGCUGGAAAGCUGCGAGCAUCACCCGCUAAAGGUAGGGACCGCGUUCCUGCGGCACGAGUCCAAGUUCUACCUGUACGCGCUGUACAACAAGAACAAACCGAAGAGCGACUCGCUGAUGAGCGAAAACGGCACGCAGUUCUUCAAGACGAAGCAGAUCGAGCUGAACGACAAGAUGGACCUUGCCUCGUACCUGCUGAAACCGGUCCAGCGGAUGGGCAAGUACGCGCUGCUGCUACAACAGCUCAUGAAGGCGUGCGCUGAUUUGCAGCACACGAAUAGCAAUGCGGAGAUACUGGAAGAUCUGGAGAUGCUGCAGAAGGCGGAAGAGAUGGUACGGUUCCAGCUGCGCCACGGUAACGAUCUGCUCGCGAUGGACAGUCUGCGCGACUGUGACGUGAACGUGAAGGAGCAAGGGCGGUUGUUGCGCCAGAACGAGUUCCUCGUUUGGGAGGGAAAGGCAGGCAAGAAGUCGCUCCGGCAGGUGUUCCUGUUCGAGGAGCUGGUACUGUUCAGCAAGGCGAGACGAUUCCCGGACCGGAAGAAUUUGGACAUCUACAUCUACAAAAACAGCAUUAAAACGUCCGACAUUGGGCUGACGGCGCAUGUCGGUGAUUCGCCCUACCGGUUUGAGAUUUGGUUCCGCAAGCGCAAACCGGGCGACACCUGGACACUGCAGACGAUGAGCGAGGACGUGAAGAAUGCGUGGACGGAGGAAAUCUCCAAGCUGCUGUGGAAGCAGGCCAAGCGAAAUCGUGAAAUUCGGCUAGCGGAGAUGUCCUCGAUGGGCAUCGGUAGCAAGCCGUGUCUGGACAUACGCCCGAGUCAGGAUCAAAUUAACGAUCGAUCGAUCAGCAUCUCGCAGCUUGGAAAGGCACCGAAACUGCGCAACUCCUUCAUGGGCACGCUGCCCGAAUCGAAGUCCAGCAAACGACCACAGUCGAUCAUUUCCGUAAGUUCUUCGUCGUCGGGCAGUUCGUCGGUUAGUACAGGAACGAGUUCCACGACGAGUGGAUGCGAGGCCACGACUGUGAGCGUUAGCGGUAACAGUAAUAGCUCCUCGGGUACGUCCUCUGCUGUUAGUAAUAGUGGCAGUAGCAGCAGCAGUAGCAGUAGCAGCAGUAGUGGCAGCAGCAGUGCUAGCAGCACCACAACGACCAGCAUCACGACCGCCGGCAAGCGGUUAACGCUCAGCAUCACCGACCCGAAUGCUCCGGCACCUCUGAAGACGAGCUACAAGAAGCAUCAGCGUUCAACGACACUCGUGAGCCAAUGUUCUAUGGAGAGUGGCAUAAUAGCUGAUAUUUCGCUCAGCCCGGACGAGGUGCUGGACAAUCCGCACUGGCCACACCACCAUCCCCAUCACCACAACAACAACAACAACAACAACCAUCACUUACCAAAGCAUACCAACCUGAAGAAGACGCACAGUCUGGCGUCCUCCACACACAGCUCUGGCCCUAUCUCGCUGCCCAUCACGCUGCUACCGUCCGAGGACGGCACGAAGGGUGUCGACGGUAAGCCGGACACCCUGUCACCGACGGUUGAGCCAGCCGGCGACAACGGCACUACCAUAACGGUGCAUCUUUAAACUCCAUAACUCCACUAUUGGAAUUCAAAAAAAAACAAAAAAAACCUGUACAAACCGUUCCUGGUCCUUGUGUGUGUGCGUGCGCGUGUAUCUCUGAGUGCAUGACUGCUGUGUGUAUGUUUGUUUGCGCGUGUGCGUGUGUGUGUGUAUUUUAGAGAUUUAAGAUUUAAUGGCCACAUUCGCGUGACUACUUGUAAGAGUAUAGGGAGCUGAAGAAGAAGAAGAAGAAGAAUUAGGAGAUCGCGUUAUUAUCGAUUACUUUUCAUUACUAAAUCACUAAAUUAAAUAAUGGAUAGUAUUACGCUUAGUUUGUAAUGUCUAUUAUUUUACCUUAUACAAACAGUAACGAGUAAAUUAAGAGUUUUGCACGCUUGCAUGUGUAUAAUAAGGCGCCGAAAAAGCAUAUUGUUAGCAAGGCAGAGAGUAGUAAGUGUGUGUGUGUGCGGUAAGAAAAAACCAUGAAAAAAAUACAAAAACAAAAACUAAAAAAGUUUAAAACUACAAGGAAGCAGGAUUGAUUGUUGAGCAGGUGAAGGAAAUGAGAGAAAAAGGAUAAAUUAAAUUUACAAACAACAACAGCAACAAAAUAAACACACACAAGAAAGGAACAAAAUAGAAAAUCGGACAGGAAGAUAACACAAAACAUUCGAUAAGGAUCAGCUCUUAAUGUGAAGGAAAGUAAUUUAUUGUACUCUAGCGUGUUAACUUAUGUCUGUGUGUGUGUCGUUAGCGAGGGAGAGAAAAAAAACCAGCUGGAAUUGAUAACCGUAACGCAAAGCAGAACUUGGUUUUAGCUAAGACAUUGACGAUUUACUCUAUUCGUAUUUUAUUCCACAUUCUUGCUUGCUUUCCCUUUCUUUUAUAAAUUAUUAUUUCUUUUUGGAUAGUUGAAGCUGAGGCUGGAGACAGCACACAUAACACACUCAACAGUAAUGAAGGCGUGAGUUAGUUUUACCAACGAGAGAGAGAGAGAGAGAGAGAGAGAGAGAGAGAGAGAGAGAGAGAGAGAGAGCUAAAUAGUUUGUUUCAAAACAUUUUUAACAUAACUCCUUCAGGCAGCAGGUUCAUAUUCAUUUAAAUUAAAAAUAACUGACCUUCUUCCGUUCGUGCUUUGAAUUUCCGUUUUUAUUGUUUCCAUGUUUAUGAGCCUAGUUACAAAGUGAACGUGUUGCGUACAUGUUGCAACACUAACGCGUGUCUCUGCUAAGUGCUAUCCCUUAUUCGCUACUUUAUCCCAUUACUAAGUGUCGGUAGUGUAGGGAAAAUGGAGCAUGCGAAAGAGAACGGGCAGCAUUGUAGCAAGAGAUGGAAGGAUAUGUAAUAAGAAAUAUAUAGUAUUUUAUUUACCUGUAAAAA
Anopheles gambiae (African malaria mosquito) is the source of this 8339-nucleotide messenger RNA. RefSeq lists its product as uncharacterized. The record is from RefSeq and is a predicted model, not a curated record. The transcript is spliced from 17 exons. Gene Ontology annotation, molecular function: guanyl-nucleotide exchange factor activity. The coding region runs from base 774 to 6983 and encodes 2069 amino acids. Lineage: Eukaryota; Metazoa; Arthropoda; Insecta; Diptera; Culicidae.